Molecule: messenger RNA, 2070 nt
Organism: Capronia epimyces CBS 606.96
Lineage: Eukaryota; Fungi; Ascomycota; Eurotiomycetes; Chaetothyriales; Herpotrichiellaceae
Exons: 5
Coding region: 1-2070 (689 amino acids)
Source: RefSeq, a predicted model, not a curated record
AUGGGUCGAUCCGAUUAUUCGAGCUCUACAGAUACUAUAGAGUUUAUGAAGCCAAGGCCGCCAUCCAGGGUGAGACAGCCCCGCGAGGCCCGCGAGGAGCGUGAACAUUACUACGAUGUUGACGAUUACUCGGACUCGGACUCCGACUUGAUCGACGUUCGCCGCUUGACGAGGGCAGAGCCCUACGUCAAACCCGAUAAUGCCAUCGAGGUUGAUCUUCAGAACACUGCCAAUAGCUCAACUUUCAACGCCCAAGCACCAGCGCGACAGACCACCGAGAACAGGCUAGACAGACUGAUCCAGAUCCGUCAGCGUCAUCAUUUCGAAUCCAUUGAAUGGCGUAAGAUCCUGAGCGUUCGCCGGUACGUGAACCAGGACGCCAGGGAAACCGCCUUGGUCCAAUCCCAGAUGUCCACGGCUGGCGGAGGAAAAGACGAUUUCCAGUUCCCGUGGAUACACUUGAAAGCCCAACAUCCACAGCUGCAUGAUUUCCAAAAUUUCGUAGCCACCCUAGAUUCGGUGGAUCCCGACGAGCGCAGCCUUGCCACCGUCUUGUUGAAGAAGAUUGCUGAAGAGCACGUACAGAGUCAUUCCUGGGGAAAGUUUCUGGAAGGCCGGGUCGACCGAUGUGACGGCCACACGGGGGCGGCGCCCGACAAAUGGGCAAUCUUUCUGUCCGUCCAUCACCUGCAUGCCGGCCCACGACCUCGCGGUCAUUCGGUUGCGCCGGAUUCGCAUCCUCCGCGCACCCUGUUCGAGUACCACUACAAGGACCAGGAGAACACGGCGGAGCGGGAUGCAAAGCAGAUCAUGCGCCGGGCGUCCCGAUCGGACGAGAUUCUUCACGUGCACAACUUGUGGCUGUUGCUGCUGAGUUCAGGAACCCUCAUCACGAGCUCCCCCGAUCCAGUGGAUGAUUACCUCGGGACAUCUGUGCUCGUCGAAGACAUCACCAACCAAUCCGCGAAGGGGGAGCUCCAGAUUAUUCGCUUUUUUGAUCCCACAGACCGACAAUUCUUCGUACCUUCGGCGCACUGCGAAACCUGGUUUGCCAUGAUGGACAAGGUAGUCGGCCUGUGUGGCAGCACAUACGGCGAGGCCCCUGAAAGAUAUCAUGUCAGCGACAUCAACGGGAUUGAAGUCACUGCUCCGGACUGGCAACAGUUUCUCGCCAGCCAGGACAGCUUUUGCGCUACUGUGCGCAUAUCUCUCGUCUCGCUUGCUCCACCGCCACCUCCAGAUGUAUCGGAGGCUUUCGGUCGAGACUCUGUUGCGAAUAUCACUCGCCAUGACGGCCGAGUUCUCGUUAAACGUUAUAGGGAUGACGAAUUCCCUAGCUACCGAAAAUGGAGAUAUAGACCGCGCCGAGACAGCAGCGGAUCCCGUUAUGGGGUCGAGGCUAGGCCUGACAAGGAGAGUAGGGAGGAGAUUGAAAAGAAGAACAAGGAGAUCGAACGUGAGGUGGCAAGCGUUCUCCGACCUGGCCAUGAUCCGACAAUAGACCCAGGUGCAGAUGCCCCUGAGAAUGCGACGAGCCCUUUGUCGCGAACAGCCACCGGAGAACUUGAAUACCAGCCCAUGUAUUCUCAUGACCGAACAGAGUCCCCUAUCCCAAUGGACACAACGGCCCAGAAGUCUCAUACCCAGUCUCAUACCCAGUGGUCACGGACUCCUCCAGUUCCGCGGAGUGGCAGAAGGACUGCUGACUCUCUGGGCCCAGUCAUGAGACGUACGAGCUCGGCCUACGUCGAGGUUCGAGGACAGCAGCGCGAGGACAACGCACUCGCGUUAGUCCCAUACACACACAGAGGACGUCGAAGCAGAUCGAGGGAGCCAGGUGCGGUGUCCCGCAGAUCGACCAGCCGGGUGGACUGUCGGAUCGCUCCACGGCGCCCUACGGAGUCGACGGUUGACGUAGAUCGGGACCGCGAUCAGCUUGCCCUCGUGCGUGGAGACAUGAGAACCAGAGAGGAGCGCGAGCAAGCGAUCAAGCGACGGCGUGAGAACUCGACAUAUCGAAUUGACUUCCUUCCCCAUAUCAUCACCAACCAGGCGCCUCCUGCGACCUAA